This is a messenger RNA of Delphinapterus leucas (beluga whale), 459 nucleotides long. NCBI's taxonomy places the organism in Eukaryota, Metazoa, Chordata, Mammalia, Artiodactyla, Monodontidae. The record is from RefSeq and is a predicted model, not a curated record.
CCCCAAGCGAAAUACUCUGCAAUUUCAUCUGUCUUCCCCUGCUGCUCCUCAGGUCCUCCGAAGGUUCAGGUUUACUCACGACACCCCGCAGAGAAUGGAAAACCAAAUUACCUGAACUGCUAUGUGUCUGGGUUCCAUCCACCCCAGAUUGAGAUUGAGUUGCUGAAGAAUGGGGAGAAGAUGGCAGUGGAGCAAUCAGACCUGUCUUUCAGCAAGGACUGGUCUUUCUACCUUCUGGUCCACGCUGAGUUCACUCCCAACGCAGUGGAUCAGUACAGCUGCCGCGUGAAACACGUUACUCUCAGAGAGCCCAAGAGAGUUAAGUGGGAUCGAGACAAGUAACCAACAUCAUGGAGGUAAGUUUCUAACCUUAAAAUCUUUCUUUUAUAAAGUUAUUUAUUUAUUUUUGGCUGCGUUGGGUGUUUGUUGCUGCGUGUGGGCUUUCUCUAGUUGCAGGGA